Messenger RNA from Huiozyma naganishii CBS 8797, 1026 nucleotides. It is a transcript of the gene PXP2, whose product is annotated as Pxp2p. The transcript has a single exon. The record is from RefSeq and is a predicted model, not a curated record. Lineage: Eukaryota; Fungi; Ascomycota; Saccharomycetes; Saccharomycetales; Saccharomycetaceae. The coding region runs from base 1 to 1026 and encodes 341 amino acids.
AUGGACAUUGAACAGAAAAAAACCGAACGGCGACUUGAAAAUUCGUCAAACUCGAUGAUCUGCCAACAAAAGAGAACAGUCUUUGCUCGUGUGGUUGCUCUUGUAUCUCUCCACUUUACACCCUGUGUCCGCAACCUUUUAACAUCGCUAAUGAAAAGUAUACUGAACUCCCAACGACUGCUUCAACUGUACCAAUUUCAUCCGAAACUGAAAGAUUUAUGGUACUUGAUAGCCGCUUCUACAUUCAGUGCGUGCAACCAGCCGCAAGAGAUACCGAAACUCUAUCAUUAUGCAAUGCUUUUAAGCAAUGGGAAUGCCAAUAAAUACCGUGUCACUGUUGCAUACAAGACAACCGAACUGCUCUCUCAGGAACCAACCAAAAGGUCUGAAAUGAUUGAACAGAUAUAUAGACAUCCCAGUGAAGAACAAAGGUCAGUUACUAAAAAAUUAAGAGAAGCAAUGCUGAAAUCUGCACCGCUUGCAGGACUACCGAAGGCAAUAAACAGUCUGCAGAUUCUUAAAGAGUACACACCGUCCACACUACUGUCAAAGACCUCGCCGAUAGACCCAUGGGAAGCUGCUAUGACCGAUGAAAUACCUUGUCCGAACACGGAGAGACAUAUUUGUGAAACAAGAAAGGACCACGUAGACGUUAUUCAUGAUGGACUCAGACACUGGAACUCAAUUUACAACAAAGUAUCAAGCAGGGUUGUCAACAACUUACACUCUUCAUACCCGGACCUAUGGUAUUUCGUCGUAGCACAUGUGUACGGUCCAUUGUUCUCAUUCGAUGACAUACUCUCAGUACAAGAAACGAGUCUCAUCGUCAUUGCAUCACUGGUACCGCAGGAUGUAAAUCCGCAAUUGAAGGGCCAUUUGCGGGGUGCUCUGAACAUCGGUUGCGAUUUUGACACUAUCGAGGCGGCAAGACAAUUGGCUGUGCUUGUAGCCCAAUGGUGCGGUAUAGAGUGGGAAGACGGUAUUGUAAAGUUACUACCCAAGAAACAUUCAACGGCUAAGCGUUGA